AUGGCGGACGGAGAUAAAGUCUCCAUCUCUCAUAAUGAGAUGCCAAUGACUCCAGAGCCAACUAUAUCACCGCUAGUUGAGGAAGAGCCAGCCGGCGCCUACCAGGUGCGAUGGAAGACACUCAUGGCUGUAUUCGCUCUGUCCAUGGCGAACUGUUGCGCUGCUAUAGCUAAUACGACCAAUACCAUUAUUCACUUCCAAGUCAUGGACUUGGGGGACGCCGGAAUGCAGGCCUGGAUUUCGAAUGCUAAUCUUUUGGUGACUCUGGCCUUCGGGCCGGUCUUGGGCUCCCUGAGCGAUCGCUUCGGCAAGAAAUGGUUCAUCGUCAUAGCAAGCAUCAUCGGUAUUGUCGGUUCCGUAGUGUCUGGCUCGGCCAAGUCAAUAACAACCAUUAUCAUUGGCAACAUCUUGACUGGCCUCGCUAAUGCGGGCUGUAUUAUGGGUGUACCUGCGGGCCAAGAAGUGACUCCCAACAAGCUCCGUCCAUGGACGAUGGGCUUCUCCCAAACUAUGGCCAGCUGUGCUGUCAUCGCUGGUACCCUUGGUGCAGGUGCCUUCGUCAAGUACCAGACCUGGCGGUGGUCUUACUACCUCAACGCCUUUGUCUACGGCACCACCACUGUAUUGGUAACCUGCUUUUACCAUCCUCCGCCCACCACCCUGCGCCGCCAGCAGUCCCGCCUAGACGACCUGUUCGCCCAAGUCGAUUACUUUGGAAUCAUGCUGUUUGUGGGAUCUAUCGCAUCUGUAAUGAUCGGAUUGACCUGGGGAGGAAACACAUACCCAUGGAGCUCCAGCCAGGUUCUCGCAUCCCUGGUUAUUGGCUGCGUUGGUCUGCUUGCUUUCGGCCUCUACGAAAGGCUGUUCACGCGCCAAGGUAUCUUCCAUCACGACAUGUUUGUCUCUCGCAACUUCCCGAUCCUGCUGUUUGUCUGCGUUGUUGAUGGCAUGCUUCUACUGGGCGUCAAUGUUCUCUUUUCUCAACAGAUUGCCUCCAUGUUCACUACGGAUGCCGUCAAGAUCGCCACUAUCCUGACUCCGUACCUGGCAACUUCAGCCUUUGGCUGCCUGCCCGCCGGCAUAUUAAUGGCACGAACCAAGUCAUACAGGACUAUUUUGGUAGCUUCACUGAUUUGGUGCAGCCUGUUCGUAGGCCUUAUGGCACUACUUAACCCUAGUAGACUAUCCUGGGCCUAUGCGUUCUCUGCACUUUUUGGAUGCGGAACUGCGGUCACCACUGUGAUUCCAGUGGUCGCGUUGUCCCUUUCCGUGCCGUCUUACCUGCUUGGCACCGCAGGAACCCUCAGCGUGUCCGGUCGUGCCCUUGGCGGCGCCAUUGGCAUCACCAUCUUCACAUCCAUCUAUCACAACAAGAUGGGCACCGCACUACCAAAAGCUGUUGGCUCGGUUCUUGCAGCCGCGGGGCACUCAAGCCUGCUUCCAGACGUGCUGAGCGCCAUCAACAGCGGAAACCCAACUGCCCUGAAACAUGUGUCUGGCCUACCAGCGUCCCUGAUCCCCGAAGUCCUCGCCGCAAACGAUCAUGCCAAUACGUACUCGUGGAGGUUUGUGUGGAUUGCUAUCUCUGUCGUCGUGGCGGCAAAUGCAGUCGCUGCGUGCUUCCUUAAGUCGGUUGCUUCUCAGAUGAACAGCCAUGUUGAGUCUGCUCUGGAAGAUUCGGAUGUCCGUCGGAAGCAAAUGCGCGAUAUUUAA
This is a messenger RNA of Fusarium oxysporum Fo47, 1713 nucleotides long. Its product is annotated as major facilitator superfamily domain-containing protein. Bases 1 to 1713 code for a protein of 570 amino acids. The transcript has 6 exons. NCBI's taxonomy places the organism in Eukaryota, Fungi, Ascomycota, Sordariomycetes, Hypocreales, Nectriaceae. Gene Ontology annotation, molecular function: transmembrane transporter activity. Gene Ontology annotation, biological process: transmembrane transport. The record is from RefSeq and is a predicted model, not a curated record.